This is a messenger RNA of Onychostoma macrolepis, 1773 nucleotides long. RefSeq lists its product as uncharacterized. The record is from RefSeq and is a predicted model, not a curated record. The transcript is spliced from 2 exons. Bases 150 to 788 code for a protein of 212 amino acids. Lineage: Eukaryota; Metazoa; Chordata; Actinopteri; Cypriniformes; Cyprinidae.
UAAUGAUGUAACUCAGUUACUAACACAGUUACUAUUUGUGAGAAGUAACUAGUAAUUAUAACUAAUUACUUUUUUAAAGUAACGUGCCCAACACUGUUUAUGACACACUAAAUGAUGUGGGUGAUACAUUCACUGUCUGCUUUGACAUAAUGGAGAACCUGGUCCUUCCUAGAUCUGCUAUUGGUCAAACAUAUUACUCACGGCAGGUAUACUUUUAUGUAUUCGGUGUGGUUCGUCACCGUGGCAGAGGAGAACCCCAGAGUCGGCAUGAGAUAAAUCUGUACACCUGGCUGGAAUAUGAGAACUCAAAGGAUAGUAACAUCGUUGCCUCAGCUCUACAACACUACUUCAGCACAGUGGCUAGAGUUGAUCUGCACCAGUGUCAGAGCCUCUGCCUGUUCUCCUACUCUUGCUACGGCCAGAAUAAAAACAUUAAUGUUCUGUCAAUGUUGUUUGCCCUGCGUACUCCGCUGUACUCUCAGCUCAAUGUCACUUACUUCUUUCCUAUACGAGGGCACAGUUUCCUUCCGGCUGACAGAGUGUUUGGAAGGAUUGAGCAAGAUAUCCGGAAGCAUACAACUAUUCUGUUGCCGGAAGAGUAUAACAACAUUUUGCAGAAGCAUGGCACUGUCCAUCAAUAUGGGAAGGACUGGCAGUGCUAUGACUUCAAAGAAGCAGCAGCCAGGUUCACAACAAAAAAAGUGAAGCAAGAGUGCUGCAAAUCUCUGGAGAUAAACUGGGGAUUAAGCCUGUGUUUGCUGGUGAAUUUUGCCAGCACUCUGUGCUGAAGCGAGGUAAGAGGUGGUGUCAGUUAAGCCAGCUCCUCUUCCGGAUGUGAACUGCGUCAAGGAAGCAAAGAGGACUGAUGUCUUGAAGCUGCUGGGUGAGUUAGGAGUGCCAAAAGCUGUGCACGAGUUCUAUGAAAACAUCCUGGCAAGCGAUGGUGGCAAGCGAUGGUGACAAGGACAUUGAACAAGACCUUGAGGAUGGACUUUUGCCUGUAUUCAGACAGGGCAGAAGGGUGACUGCAGAGAAAUGGGUGGGAUUGGCAAAUAAUCGCAGAUCUCAUUCAACCCCUGUGUAGAGGUUUAUCUAAUGUUUAGUUUUAAAAUGAUUGUGCUCUCAUCUUUUUCAGGGUUUCUAGUUGCAGUGAUUUUUCAACUACCGUAUUGACCCGAAUAUAAGACGAUGUUUUUUCCUUAGAAAUACAUCUGAAAAAACACGUUCGUCUUAUAUUCAGGGUCUAGACUUUGACAUGUCAAUAAUACACCCACAACAAUAGGUGGCGCCAAAAACGCAUAAAACGAGUGUGCCAUGAAAUAUGUAAUGUGUGUUGUAAAGAUCCCGAAUGAAAACAAAUAAAAAAGAAAAGCUUAUGAUCAUGACUGUAUGUUGGCCUGAUGGGACCAAACUUCCUCUGUAAGUGAUUUUAAAACAUAAGACAGUACCCAGAUUUGAAGAAGACUACAAUAAGAUUUCACGUCUACUGAUAAUAACAUUUUGGUAGGCUGCUAUGAGUUGCAUAGCCUAAUUGUUAUAUAAUUCAGAUGGGCUACCUGUUAUUUCAAUGGUAUAUCAAAAUUUUCCAAUGUCAUUGUUGGUACAUUUUACCAGUAUUUACCAUACUUUCAAAACAAAAAUUAGAAUUGGAAAAAUAUGCAAUAUGAAAAUAAUUUAAGAAUAAAUGUGUUUUACAGAGAGAAAAAAAAAAAAAAACAAGAUUUGGUUUUCAAAAAGCUUUUUUCCAACAGGUACAUCUGGAAAAAGGGGGGU